Molecule: messenger RNA, 1935 nt
Organism: Brassica rapa (field mustard)
Lineage: Eukaryota; Viridiplantae; Streptophyta; Magnoliopsida; Brassicales; Brassicaceae
Product: probable long-chain-alcohol O-fatty-acyltransferase 5
Biological process (GO): lipid metabolic process
Source: RefSeq, a predicted model, not a curated record
GAAAAAGGGUCUUUGUUUUGAGGGGCAGUAAUCGAUCUUAAAAAGACAAACAAUUGUAGCCAAGUUUUUUUUUUGUCAGCUUUCCAUUUAACUAGACAAAGCUUUGGUUAGACAACGUUUUUCUGGAGAACACUUCUAUUCCACAAUAUUAAAGUUUUUUUUUUGAAAAUUCACAAUACUAAAGUUCAAAAACUAAUAAUAAUAAGAAUUCCACAAUAUUUUGUCCACACUAUAUAGUCCAUGAUAUUUUGUCCAGCUACAUAAUUCAUGAUAUUUUGUCAUGUUCAGUAGUCUAUACUACAUUAUCACGCACUUAUCCAUCAUAUGUUGUCGGUAUGUAUUCUGAACUAGCUAAUCCCAUAUACUUUAUAUACAACACCAUCAAUGAUCGGUUCCAAUCGAGACGUAACCUAUACUAUAGAGAUUCCACAGGCUCUCAAGAUUAUUAUUUUUUUAAAUGUAACUUAUUGAAAGAGUAGCCCACUUUCGCUUUUGAAAGGUCAAUUUUAUAAAGUCGAUAAGAAUUAUUAUCCUAGGUCAAAUGCCAAUGGAGUAGGAAAGACGAAUAAUGACUGAUAUAGCAGCAUGUGACAUGCACAAAGUAAGCAACCUCAGAAGAAGGCAGAACGUAGAACUAGGGCAAAAGCUGAUCUGUUUUCCGAAUCAUCUUCCACGGUUUAGCUGUAAAACACAUGCCCUAAUUCUGGGUUAUUGUUUAAUCCAUUCCGAUAACUUCUUAUACACGCAACACUAGGUUAAAACCUCAGUGAUUUCAAUAACUCACACUGCAAAAAGAAAAAGAAAAAAGAAAAAAGAAGAAAAUAUCUAAGAGAUGGAGGAAGACCUCAAAAGCUUUAUCAAAGUAUGGGUUUAUGGAAUAAUCUCUAUAUCUUAUUGUUAUUACAUAACAACCAGAAUCAGAUCUGGUGUUCCUCGUUUACUCUCUAUCUUUCCCGUUCUUGUUCUGUUUCUUGUUAUUCCUCUGUCUUUCUCCUCUGCGCAUUUGUCUUUAUACACGACGUUUUCGCUUACGUUCCUCGCUAAUUUUAAACUUAUCCUCUUCUCCUUUGAUAAAGGUCCUCUAAUCCCACUUCCUACAACUCUCGGCAGAUUUUUCUGCUUUACUUGCUUCCCAAUCAAAGCCCAAGAAAACCCUAAUUCUCAAAAUCAUUUUCCUAAAAGGGAUGUCGCCGUUAAAGUUGCUAUCGUUGGUGUGUUACUACAUUUGUAUGGCUACAGAAAUAAUCUGUCUCCGACUCUGCUUUUGGCUCUCUAUUUUGUUCAACUCUACUUGGAGAUUGACAUUGUUGCAUCAUUCCUCAAAAUUGCGGUUGUUAUCUUUCUUGGCUGUGACCUCGAGCCACAGUCCAAUAAACCAUACUUAGCCACAUCUCUACAAGACUUCUGGGGACGCCGGUGGAAUCUCAUGGUUCCCGCGAUUCUCCGGGCAGCUGUUUACGCCCCAAUGCGGCAAGUCUCUCAACGAAGAAUGAGUUCCGGUUGGGGACUGUUUCCUGGUGUUUUAGCGGCCUUCAUCGUCUCCGGACUGUAUCAUGAACUGCUCUUUUAUUAUUUAACUCGUGAGGUGCCAACAUGGGAAGUUACUUGGUACUUCGUUUUACAAGGAGUUUGCACUGCGGCAGAAAUAGCAUUGAAGAAGAAGACGACGGUGACGCGGCGGUGGCAGUUGACUCCGGCGGUAUCGCGGCUGCUCACAGUGGGGUUUGUGUUUGUGACCGGUGUUUGGCUAUUUGCACCUCAGCUUGUACGGAGCGGCGUGUUGGAGAGAUACAAAUAUGAGGAAGUUUUGUUUGUUGAUUUUAUUAAGCAGAAGUUUAUAACUUUGUUGCGGAUAUUUUUGACGAGCGUUAAAUCUUUUAACGGUGUUUGAUUCAGGAUUCUGAUUCUGCUUAUUUUUCUUCAAAAAACUAGUGG